CAACCUGAGAGACUCAACCUGAGAGACACAAGCUUCCAGAGACUAGACACCAGACAGGACCCAGAGAGACCAGACAGAACAAAAAAGAUACCUGAGUUAUGGAGACACAUCAGUGUGAAACCUGUGGGAAGAGCCUUUCCUCGUCCAGUAGCCUCAAGCAGCACAUGAAGAUCCACACUGGAGACAAGCCCUACAGCUGUGACCUCUGUGGCUAUAGUUGUACAACAAAUGGCAGUCUGAAAAGCCAUAUGUAUAUCCACUCUGGAGAAAAGCCUUACAGCUGUGACCUCUGUGGUAAAACCUUUAGCCAUUCUGGCCACUUGACAGUUCACCGCAGGAUCCACACUGGAGAGAAGCCUUACAGCUGUGACCUCUGUGGUAAAACCUUUAGCCAUUCUGGCCAAUUGACAGUUCACCGCAGGACACACACUGGAGAGAAGCCCUAUUACUGUGACCUCUGUGGCUAUAGUUGUGCAACAAACAGCAGUCUGAAAAGCCACAUGUAUAUCCACUCCGGAGAAAAGCCUUACAGCUGUGACCUCUGUGGUAAAACCUUUAGACAACCUGGCCAAUUGACAGUUCACAGCAGGAUCCACACUGGAGAGAAGCCUUACAGCUGUGACCUCUGUGGCUAUAGUUGUGCAACAACCGGCAGUCUGAAAAGCCACAUGCAUAUCCACUCCGGAGAAAAGCCUUACAGCUGUGACCUCUGUGAUAAAACCUUUAGCCAUUCUGGCCAAUUGACAGUUCACCGCAGGACACACACUGGAGAGAAGCCCUAUUACUGUGACCUCUGUGGCUAUAGUUGUGCAACAAACAGCAGUCUGAAAAGCCACAUGUAUAUCCACUCCGGAGAAAAGCCUUACAGCUGUGACCUCUGUGGUAAAACCUUUAGACAACCUGGCCAAUUGACAGUUCACAGCAGGAUCCACACUGGAGAGAAGCCUUACAGCUGUGACCUUUGUGAUAAAACCUUUAUACAGAGCUGGGAUUUCAAAGUUCAUUGCAGAAUCCACACUGGAGAGAAGCCCUACAGCUGCCCACACUGUGACUAUUCAGGUCAAACAAAUGGCAAUCUGAAGAGUCACCUGCGUAUCCACAAUAAUAAAACAAAAACAAAGCAGUGAUGUCUGGGGCCAAGCUGUCCCAGCAGUCACCACUUGAGAGACCUUCUGUAUGACCCACAGCUGGAAGAACUACUGGCAUACACCUACUGGGACAGUACAUGAAGUAACACCAGAUCUACAGUCCAACAUGACAGGACACAGGAAAGAUGCUCUACCCCUGUAAUGAUGGAGGGAAAGCUGUGUCAGACUGGGUAGAA
This is a messenger RNA of Osmerus eperlanus (European smelt), 1324 nucleotides long. RefSeq names its product zinc finger protein 239-like. The coding region runs from base 99 to 1127 and encodes 342 amino acids. The transcript has a single exon. Gene Ontology annotation, cellular component: nucleus. Gene Ontology annotation, molecular function: RNA polymerase II cis-regulatory region sequence-specific DNA binding; DNA-binding transcription factor activity, RNA polymerase II-specific. Gene Ontology annotation, biological process: regulation of transcription by RNA polymerase II. The record is from RefSeq and is a predicted model, not a curated record. NCBI's taxonomy places the organism in Eukaryota, Metazoa, Chordata, Actinopteri, Osmeriformes, Osmeridae.